AUGAGUCCCACCGCUAGCGUCAAACUGAACAUUUUUAACGGCAUCCCGAUACGUUGCACAGUUUUUCCGCGAAAUCCAACGCUUCUGCCGUGGGAUAGCCUACCGGAAUCUUUUCGCAGUGUCCAGUAUGUGCAGCAAUCUGUCUACGCCUCGAACGGAUCGGGCGGGCUCGAUGGAAUGCUGCUCGGUAACAUGGCGGAGGCGAUGAAUUUCACUGCUGAAACAAUGGAUGCAUCCGACGGAUUGGAAUAUGGAUAUAGGCUGAAUAAUGACAGCUAUGUAGGAUCGCUCGGCGAUCUAUUACAGUACCGGACAGACGUUUCGUUUAACAUUCGCUUCAUGAAGUAUUACGACACACAUGGAAUCGAGUUCCUGCAUCCGAUAUACUCCGACCAGCUGUGCAUCCUAUCUCCAAAGUCGUUGGAAAUACCUCAGUGGUUGGCCAUCUUUCUCUGCUUUCAUCCCAAUGUUUGGGUGUCAUUUGUGGCGAUUGGAUUCUUCGGAGGCUACUGUUGGUACGUAUUACGACGCUGGGGACUAUGCAAGGUACGCCGCUACAGGCAACGUUUGCGCAAAGGUGACCGUACCCAAUGCUCCGUGCUAUCGAUCGAGAUGUGGCUGGUACUGCUGGGUGCAAGCUCAACGCAUUUGCCAGUUCGAAUGAUCGAGCGGUUACUUCUUACAGUGUUUCUCAUUGCGAACGUUAUUAUAUCUGGAACAUUUCAGGGCACUCUGACCACAGCGUUCAGCACCAAAACUUACUACAAAGAUCUAAACACCUUGGCGGCACUCGAUCAGUCUGCGCUGCCGAUCGCAACGUCAUCCCGUUCACUGUUGGACAUAUUCGGAAAUGCUUCACUCAGUCCAUUGUAUCAGUCACUCAAAGGAAAGCUUCAAAUACUGAACGAAUCCGCUCGUCACCGAGCAGCCUAUCAACGGGAUGUGUGCAGCAUCGAGCGUCAUUCAGACGUGCAUCUGAUCAUCAACACUGAGUAUAAACGACCGAACGGACAACCGAUGCUGCACGUCGUUGAGGAGUGUCCUCGCGUGUAUUCGCUGGCCUACAUCGUCCGGAAAGGUUGGUCAUUCGCACCACUGUUCAAUGCCGCCAUAUACCGCUUCGUCGAGUCUGGUCUGUGCAUGAAAUGGUACUCCGAUACCGAAGAUGCACUGAUAGUGCAGAAACGUAUCCAGCAGCUGAUCGAACAUCGCGAGGAGCCAGCACUGCGGAAACUUACCGUCGUUGACAUGCAAACAUCAUUUUACAUCAUGGCAAUGGGAGUAUUUAUCAGCUUGAUGGUUUUCGUGGUUGAAACGUUUAUCGGCCGGCGAGAGUAA
Molecule: messenger RNA, 1338 nt
Organism: Anopheles marshallii
Lineage: Eukaryota; Metazoa; Arthropoda; Insecta; Diptera; Culicidae
Exons: 2
Coding region: 1-1338 (445 amino acids)
Source: RefSeq, a predicted model, not a curated record